Messenger RNA from Chelonia mydas (Green sea turtle), 7003 nucleotides. RefSeq names its product myosin-IIIb. NCBI's taxonomy places the organism in Eukaryota, Metazoa, Chordata, Testudines, Cheloniidae. Gene Ontology annotation, cellular component: myosin complex. Gene Ontology annotation, molecular function: protein binding; cytoskeletal motor activity; ATP binding. The record is from RefSeq and is a predicted model, not a curated record. The transcript is spliced from 30 exons. Bases 103 to 3315 code for a protein of 1070 amino acids.
GACUCGCUGGGUCGGGGCGAGUCUUGAAGGCUCCUGGGCGGAAGCUGUCUUGCGGCCGCCGGUUCUUGGUGGGGGUCGGGCUCGGAGCCAAGCCUUGCUGGGAUGGUGCCUACUGGGGAGCCGGGGCCGCUGGCCUGCGACGGGGCCGAUGACCUGGCUGCCCUGGCGGAGCUGGACGAGGCGAGGCUGCUGCAGAAUCUGAGCGGCCGCUUCCUGCAGCAGCGGGUCUAUACAUAUAUUGGGGACAUUCUGAUUGCGAUGAACCCGUUCCAGAGCCUUCCGCUCUAUGAGAAACCAGUGUCGGAGAAAUAUCAGAACCAUGACAAGGGUACCCUACCCCCGCACAUCUUUGCCAUUGCUGACAGAGCAUACCAGGCCAUGCUGGGACAUCUGGCAACAGGACCUCAGAACCAGUGUAUCGUCAUCAGCGGAGAGAGUGGUGCAGGGAAAACCGAGAGUGUAAAGCUACUGCUGCAACACAUCAUGCACCUGUGCAAGGGCAACUCACAGCUGGAGCAGCAGAUACUGCAGGUGAACCCAUUGCUCGAAGCCUUUGGCAAUGCACAAACCGUGAUGAAUGACAACAGCAGCCGCUUUGGAAAAUACAUGCAGCUGAGGUUCCAAAGGAGUACAGUGAGGGGCGCCAAGCUGAGCGAGUAUCUGCUAGAGAAGUCUCGUGUGGUGCAACAAGAUGCUGGAGAGAGGAAUUUCCAUGUCUUCUACUAUAUGUUUGCUGGGCUCACUGCAGAGGAAAAGGAGAUGUAUGGAUUGCUAGAUCCCUCAUUGUACAGGUACAUAAGCGGCUGGUUUAGGGCAGAGGGUGUGGCUGAGUCCUGGAAGCACAAGUACUGGGAGGUGCGUAAUGCCCUAGACAUGGUGGGCUUCCAGGAACAGGAGCAGGUGGACAUGCAGGCAAUCCUGGCCGGAGUCCUGUCUCUGGGCAAUGUGACCUUCCAGUCCCAGGAGAACAAUGGGGCCGUGAGAGUGAGUGAAGCCUCCAGGGGGUGGCUGAAGGCUUCAGCGGGUCAAUUUGGAGUCCAGGAAGAGGAACUAUUGAAAUGCCUCAUUUGUAAAGUGUCCGUAACGCGGGGAGAGCAGAUUCAGCGUUUCCACACCCAGCAGCAGGCUGAGGAUGCCCGGGACUCCAUUGCUAAGGUGGCAUAUGGCCGCGUGUUUGGUUGGAUUGUCCGCAAAAUCAAUGAACUGCUGGCUGAGAAUGUGGAUCCUGAGGUGGAGCUGAGGGAGAUUGGGAUCCUGGAUAUCUUUGGGUUUGAGAACUUUGUGGUGAAUCGUUUUGAGCAGCUCUGCAUAAACUUGGCCAAUGAGCAGCUGCAGCACUUCUUCAAUUAUCAUAUUUUCCAACUGGAGCAGGCCGUGUACCAGGAGGAAGGGCUGCCCUGGGAGGAAAUUACAUUCAACAAUAACAAACCCAUUUUGGACCUGUUCCUGGCCAAGCCGCUGGGGCUGCUGUCUCUCCUGGAUGAGCAGAGCAUGUUCCCUCAGGCGACUGAUAAAACCUUUGUGGAUAAACUGAACAGCACCUUCAAGGGGAACUCACACUUCCAGCCAUGUAGGGGCCGUGUGCUAGGGUUCAGCAUCAUUCACUAUGCAGGGAAGGUUCAGUAUGCUUCCAGUGGCUUCCUAGAGAAGAACAGAGACACUUUGCCAGCAAAUAUCCGGGGUCUCUUCAUCAACAGUGUCACCCCACUACUGAGUGUGCUGUUCACAGCCACAGUCUCCAGAACAGGGACUUUGAUGCCUCACAUUAAAGCCAAGGUCUUGCCAGGAACAGACAAUAACUUCAACAACACACGGAAGCAAUCAGUGGGUGCUCAAUUCCGGCAUUCACUAUCCGUGCUGAUGGAGCGAAUGUACUCUGCUAACCCACACUUUGUGCGCUGCAUCAAACCGAACAGCCAGAAGGAGCCGGGCGUGGUUGACAGCCAAGUUGUGCUGGAGCAGCUCAGGUACAAUGGAUUGCUGGAAACCAUCCGGAUUCGGCGAAACGGCUUUUCCUGGAGACCAUCUUUUGAGGAAUUUGCAGAAAGAUACCGAAUUCUCCUAAUUAAACCAGAUGUCCCACUCACACAGGAAAGCUGCUUGGAGAUUUUGCAGAGUACAGAGCUGAAAGACUGGAGAUGUGGGAAGUCCCGCCUCUUUUUUAAGUACUGGCACCAGGAACUGCUGGCAAAGAGCAUGGACCGCCUGGAAAAGGCAGCAGUAAUCAUCCAAAAGACUUACAAGAGAUUCUGCUGUAGGAAGAGUUACCAGGAGCUGGUGGUUGAGCUCAGAGCCCGGGAGAAGCACUUACAGGAGGAAGCGGAGAGAGAGAGCAACAGGCAACUGGAACUGGAGUCCCAGGCCCAGAUUGCCUCACCAGUCCCUGUGCCACGGAGGAGACGUCCUCAGCCCCUUCCCAGGUCUCAGCCUGGAGCUGAUUCUCUGACACAGCCACCAGUACCACGCCCUCGCAGCAAACUCACAGAGUCGACUCCCUUUGAUAAUUUUUUGCGCUCCACGCCCUGCCCUGUGAUGGGGACAGAGGGGCAGACAGGAGAAGAAGAAGAAAUGAGGCAAAUCAAGAGGGGAGCAACUCUCCGCUGGUUCAGAGAGACACAGGCCAGGAGGGUUAUGCAGGAUGAUGGGGCCUUUCCUGGCUGGCUGCAUGGGAUGAUCAGCAGGAGGGAAGCUGAGAACUUGCUGAUGGACAAGCCUCUGGGCUGCUUUCUGGUUCGAAUCAGUCAGAGCAGGCCAGGCUACACCCUGUCAUACAGGGGUGAGAGCCGCUGCAGGCAUUACAUGAUUGAGAUGCAGCCCAAUGCACGCUAUGUGAUCCUGGGGGAGGACCGAGCUCACACCUCACUCACCGCGCUGGUCCAAUACCAUCGAACUGUGGGAAUCCAGCCCUUCAUGGAGACAUUGACUGUGCCCUGUGAGCAGAGAGGUGAUGGGGACUCUGAUUAUGAGGAGCUGAAAUUCCACACCCUGGCCCCAUGGCCAGCAGAUGGGGAGAAACAGCCUCAAAGGGAACAGGCUGGUCUUAAUGGGGCACCUGUUGUCAGCCACAUCCAGCAUGCAGGAGCAACUGCUGUUCUCAAGCACAUGCGUUUCAGGAAAUCAAAGAAAUGCCAAGAGCAGCAGCUGAGCCCAGAUGAGGAGGGGGCGGAGCGAAGCCCAUGUGAGGCUGGGGUGGCCAGACGGGCCAUUCCUCGCCUCUACCCCUCCAUACGGUUGGCAAUGUGGGAAAUCCAGCAGUUUUCUUCCCACCCCUCGAAUGGCUCCUAUGCUGAGCUGCAACUGAAGCCCCAGCACUGAAGGCAGCGGGGCCCACAGCAAGAGUGACAUGACAAACCUGGCUCAGGCCCUGCCCUCCUCUGGUGCUGCAGGGCCCUGCAUCACCUGGGAGAAGCACCUGGGGAGAAGGCAGCCUCUUCCACAUGCACAGGGCAUGGACAAGACACUGGGAGAGAAGAACUUUCUGCAGCUUUUUGUCAUGCUCUGCCACUGGGGAGCUGCUGUACAGGCCAGUCUCUGAUUCUGGCAGAAGGAGGUGAUGGCAUGACCAAGAGCUGGGGUCCUUGUGCAAAUCUGUAUGGAAAUCUUGGUGGUGAUUUUUCUGAUACAGCUGGAGAAUGAAUGCCCUGUGCUUCAUGUGUUUAGAUAUUUGGCUGUGUAUGUCUUCUCCCUGUGUGCUGUCCUAGCUCUGUGCAGACAGCUGGCACAGCAGACCUCGAGCAAACCGCCCAAUGACCACAAGAUCCGUUAGGGUGCGAAGACACCUGGCCAUGUUUAUUGUCAACAAAGCAUGGUAAUAGCACCUGGCAGACUCUACGAGAUACUAAUAUGUGUAUGCCCGUGAUAAGGGACGCAGUUCAGUGAAUGGCGGGACUUUCCAUUCCCCCCUCAGCUGGUCAAAGAUACUCCCUCUGAGAUACAUCUUUAUACCCCGAUACAAACAAGUUAGUACUGCCUCUGACAUGGUUACUGCCCCCUGAUGUGGCUAGUUAUCACCCAUCACCUUGUACAUGUUGGUCCAAUCAAAACAUCUCUAUUACGUACUGACAGGUUUCAGAGUAGCAGCCGUGUUAGUCUGUAUUCGUAAAAAGAAAAAGAGUAUUUGUGGCACCUUAGAGACUAAAAAAUUUAUUUGAGCAUAAGCUUCGUGACCUACAAGCUUGUAGCUCACGAAAGCUUAUGCUCAAAUAAAUUUGUUAGUCUCUAAGGUGCCACAAAUCCUCCUUUUCCUAUUACAUACUUUCAUCCUGACCUUAUUUUUGUAGGAGGGGUUAGUUUGUUCCUGUUAUCCUUGAGGAACGUUUUUGUACCAUCCUUGAUUAUCAGGAUGUUCUGGUACCACUUAAUAUCAGGAUGUGUUUGUGUAAGUACUCUGUGCUUAGCACUUCUUAGGAAUGUGUAUUUCUGCAAUAUCAGCCCUGUUUUGCCACAUUCUAUGAGCAGGUCCUCCCUCAUACCAAGCCUCUAAUACAAGGGCUUAUGUCUCGGGCUCUCUUCCUACUACAUUUUGGUUAACAAAUCUGAUCACUCAGGCUGUCUCACAGUAUUCCUUUAGCUCACAAUUAGAGUGCUGAUUUUCAAUCUCCCAUUUUGAGUUUUCUCUGUGCUUUGGCAAGGUCACUGUGGGGGUUUGGACCCGCUGUUCUGGCAGGCCAUGGAUGUCUGGCGCUGGGGAUAGGGAAUUAAAUUGAUUUGUUCCUUUUGCCUUUCUAGCAUCAAAACCAGAACUGAGACCCUCACAGAAACAGGAAGGGGCUGUUGCCUCCCCUAAGCCAAAGCCCUCACUUGGGCUACUCCCCCAUCUCUGUGCUGGGUUCUAGCCCAGAACAGAGAAAAUGAGGGACCUGUUCCUGUCCCCCAUGCCUUGGUCUCCAUGGAGCAGUAACACUACGUCUUCAGGCUGCACAAUGGUGUCCCCUGACUCAUGGCACAGAGGAGCAAGUGCUGCACUAUUUACAUUUUCUGUCAUUUAACACAUUGAAUGUAAUGAGACUUUUUGGAACAGCUUCUCUGAUGUUAGGAGGAGGCCAUGACCAUAGGCGCCGACUCCGUAGGUGCUCCAGGGCUGCAGCACCCAUGAGGAAAAAUUAGUGGAUGCUCUGCACCCACCGGCAGCCAAGAUCCCCGCCCCGCCCCACCUCCUCCUCCACCUCCUCCCCUGAGCACGCCGCGUCCCCGCUCCUCCGCCUACCUCCUAGUGCUUGCCGCCGCCAAACAGCUGUAGCAAGCUCCGGGAGGGAGGGGGGAGGAGCGGGAACAUGGCACGCUCAGGAGAGGAGGCGGGGCCAGGGCAGGGAUUUGGGGAAGGGGUUGGAAUGGGGGCAGGAGGGGGCAGGGCAGGGGUGGAGUUGGGGUUGGGCCGGGGGCAGAGGAGGGGUCGAGCACCCGCCGGUGCCAGUAGAAGUCGGCGCCUAUGACCAUGACAUCUGUGUUCCUAUGGUCUUCAGCCAUUUCUCUGAGUCCUGGGUGUGGGCAAAGUGCUGUCCAGGAGUCUGCUUAGGGACAAGGAAAUGGUUAAUGAUUGGUAACCAGGGCAGAGGUAAUAUUCACAGCCUCCUUUCAGUGCCAAGGCAACUGUAGUGCGACAUUAUCCUGCUGUCCUAGCCUGUUGCUUUGACUCUGGCUUCCCUCUCUGUGGUUCCCUUCACUGGUGCACCCUUCUCUGUCGCUGCUUGUGUUCGCUGUCAGGGCCCUCCUGGUCAAUCCUCAUCCUCCCUGUCCUCUCAUUCGCUAUCAAGUUGUUGACACAUGGGUGCAUGAUGCCAGCCUCCACUGCCCACCUGUUAAAUAUUCAAACGAGCACCUUUAUGCUUUCUCCCAUGUUGCCUCUCAAGAUUGGGAGGCUCUUCCUAUAAAAACCCUCAAAGCUACCUCAUUAUUCGCCUUCAGAUCCCUUCUCAAAACUCUCCUUUGCCGUGAUGCCUAAAAAAACGUGACCGUGAUUAGGCUGUGAUCUCAGUGGUCCUCUGGCCUGUCAUGUUGACCAGUAAUGUUUCAUUGUUUCCUUGUACUCCCGUCAGUCUCUCUAUCCAUCUAUAGUCUCUUGUCUGAUACUUAGAACGUAAGCGCCUUGUUCCAGGGGCCUUCUGGUUUUUUUUUGUCCUUGUACAGCGCCUAGUACAUUGAGGUCCUGGUCCAUGACUAAGGCUCCAAGGUGCUACAGCCAUCAUCCCAAGCCAUCAGUAACAAUCACCAGCUCCUGCUACUUGACCUAGUGGUAGUUGAUAAAUUUUAUAGUCAGUUGCUUUAACUCACUUUGACUCAUUAUGAAAUAUAUUCAGAAGACCAAAGAACCAUUAUCGGUCAGGGUUACUGCUAAAACCAAUAAGAAUAUACUAUGGGGGAAAAAAGAGUCAAUAUGAUACUGGUCUCUGGAAGCCAUCUCAUGCAGUGUUGUUACGUUCACCUUACACAGAUGGUGCACUCCCAGAGUUAUACGUUUCAGCUGAUAGCAUUUAUAGGAUGAUUUUACAUGUUACACAUCUCUUUACAUGUCACUAAAAUCCACGCCAUCAGUUCAACCCAGUUUCUUAUCUUGUUGCUCUGUUCCUUCCCUUCUCUUUGUUUUGGAUACUCAUAUUCCAGGUACUGGUUUGUCAGUGUAACUACCUCUUGCUAUGGUAAAAUAAUCAUAUGUCCUGAUCCUGACAACUUUCAUAACUAUUUAAGCCAAAGCUUGCUUACUUACCAAUGCAAGGUGUUAGAGGACACUUAGCAUAAGAGACCAGAAUUAUAGUAAAGAUAUCGGCCAUCCAGGUGUGGGAAAUCAGUAUUUCAAGAUUCCCAUCAUGGAUAAGGUCAUUCAAGGUUUGAUCUGCCUUGUGCAUGUCAUGGCUAAUAUGAAUAAUGUGCGUGUUUUCUGUCUAAUAAUGAUUUUAAUUUAAACUGAGUGGAUUAAUUUACAUGUUUAAAAAACUGGUUGGUAAGUUUAUACUUCAUCUUGGUAUUGGGGAUCACUUUGGAUAAUAAAUUCAUUUUGAAAAACUGG